This is a messenger RNA of Catharus ustulatus (Swainson's thrush), 2256 nucleotides long. RefSeq names its product MINDY lysine 48 deubiquitinase 1 (gene MINDY1). Gene Ontology annotation, biological process: protein K48-linked deubiquitination. The transcript is spliced from 9 exons. NCBI's taxonomy places the organism in Eukaryota, Metazoa, Chordata, Aves, Passeriformes, Turdidae. Gene Ontology annotation, molecular function: cysteine-type deubiquitinase activity; K48-linked deubiquitinase activity; cysteine-type carboxypeptidase activity. The annotation marks the transcript as partial. The record is from RefSeq and is a predicted model, not a curated record. Gene Ontology annotation, cellular component: cell periphery; cytosol.
GGGGACGGGAUUCCCGGUGCUGAGGACACAAUCUCUAUCAUUGGGGACACAAUCUCCAGCACUGGGGACACAAUCCCUGCUGUUGGGGACACAAUCCCAAGUGUUGGGGACACAAUCCCUGAUGUUGGGGACACAUCCAGCAUUGGGGACACACUCCCUGCUGUUGGGGUCACAAUCCCUGGCACUGGGGACACAUCCAGCAUUGGGGACACAAUCCCUGCUGUUGGGGACACAAUCCCUGCUGUUGGGGACACAAUCCCUGGCAUUGGGGACACAAUCCCUGCUGUUGGGGACACAAUGCCCAGCAUUGGGGACACAAUCCCUGAUGUUGGGGACACAAUCCCCAGCACUGGGGACACACUCCCUGCUGUUGGGGACACAAUCCCCAGCGUUGGGGACACAAUCUCCAGCACUGGGGACACAAUCCCUGCUGUUGGGGACACAAUCCCCGGUGCUGGGGACACAAUCCCCAGCAUUGGGGACACAUCCAGCGUUGGGGACACAAUCCCCGGUGUUGGGGACACAAUCCCUGGCACUGGGGACACAAUCCCCAGCAUUGGGGACACAUCCAGCAUUGGGGACACAAUCCCUGCUGUUGGGGACACAAUCCCCAGCGUUGGGGUCACAAUCCCUGAUGUUAGUGACACAAUCCCCAGCACUGAGGACACACUCCCUGAUGUUGGGGACACACUCCCUGCUGUUGGGGACACAAUCCCUGAUGUUAGUGACACAAUCCCUGACAUUGGGGACACAAUCCCUGAUGUUGGGGACACAAUCCCUGCUGUUGGGGACACACUCCCCGCUGCUGGGAUCCAGGACAGCCCCUCCCCGGCCGGGGCAGAUCCCGGGGGGGUCCCCGGCCGUGGGGAGGGGGUGUCCGUCCCCAGGGGAUCCCCGGGAGCGCCCCCCGCCCCGGACCGGGAUUUUUACUGCGUCAAGUGGAUCCGCUGGAAGGGCGAGCGCACGCCCGUGGUCACGCAGAGCGAGAACGGGCCCUGCCCGCUGCUGGCCAUCAUCAACGUCCUCCUGCUGCGCUGGAAGGUGAAGCUGCCCCCGCAGAAGGAGGUGAUCACAGCCGAGGAGCUGAUGGCACAUCUGGGGAAUUGCAUCCUGGCCACGCAGCCCCGGGACACCUCGGAGGGGCUGCAGCUCAACUUCCAGCAGAACAUCAGUGACACCAUGACCGUGCUGCCCAAGCUCUCCACGGGGCUGGACGUCAACGUCAGGUUCACGGGGGUCUCCGACUUCGAGUACACCCCCGAGUGCAUCGUCUUCGACCUCCUCAACAUCCCCCUGUACCACGGCUGGCUGGUGGACCCCCAGAGCCCGGAGCAGGUGCAGGCGGUGGGCAAGCUCAGCUACAACCAGCUGGUGGAGAAAAUCAUCACCUGCAAACAAGCCAGCGACUCCAGCCUGGUGGGCGAAGGGCUGGUGGCCGAGCAGUUCCUCGAGUCCACGGCGUCGCAGCUGACCUUCCACGGGCUCUGCGAGCUCACUGCCCGCGCCCGCGAGGGCGAGCUCGGCGUCUUCUUCCGAAACAACCACUUCAGCACCAUCAUCAAGCACAAGGGCCACCUGUACCUGCUGGUGACGGACCAGGGCUUCCUGCAGGAGGAGGGGGUGGUGUGGGAGAGCCUGCACAGCGUGGAUGGGGACAGCUGCUUCUGCGACACCGACUUCCACCUGAGCCACGCCCCGGGCAGGGAGGGGGCCACCGCAGCCCCCCUGGACCACGGGCUGCAGCAGAGACAGGUGGACCAGGAUUACAUGGUGGCCCUGUCGCUGCAGCAGCAGCAGGGGCAGGACCCCCCCUCCGUGCUCAGCGACCUGGAGCUGGCGCGGCAGCUGCAGCACGAGGAGUAUCAGCAGCACCAUCCUCAUCCUCACCCUGCUCCGCAGCUCCCAGCGCAGGCGGGCGGGCGUCCGGCCGGAGAGCGGCGGCAGCGGCAGCGCCCGGAUUUGGACUGCACCCUCCUGUAGCACCUCGUGCCGUGGGGUCCCCGCUCCGCAUCCUCCAGGGAGACCCUGCGGGAUCUGCAGGGGACACACGGCUGAGGGGUGACCGUCUGAGGCCACCCCAAACUUCCCAGUGGCCUUAACGCAGGGGGCUCUGAGUGGGAGCCCCCUCGGGGGAGUCCCACAGCUCAGCCCGUGCUCUGAGACACGGCUGGACGUCUGGCUGGGGGGGGACACGUGCACCCCCCUUUGCAAAAUGUGGCCUUAGCCCUCGGCGAGUAAAGGACUUGUCCCCCUGCA